Molecule: messenger RNA, 2950 nt
Organism: Rhincodon typus (whale shark)
Lineage: Eukaryota; Metazoa; Chordata; Chondrichthyes; Orectolobiformes; Rhincodontidae
Gene: cnksr2a
Product: connector enhancer of kinase suppressor of Ras 2a
Biological process (GO): regulation of signal transduction
Cellular component (GO): cytoplasm; membrane
Molecular function (GO): protein binding
Source: RefSeq, a predicted model, not a curated record
UAACGGAAAGUUCUUCAUGGCUCUGAUCAUGGAACCUGUCAGCAAGUGGAGCCCGAAUCAAGUGGUGGACUGGAUGAAAGGCCUAGAUGACUGCCUGCAACAAUACAUUAAGAACUUUGACAGGGAAAAAGUCAGUGGAGAUCAACUUCUGAGAAUCACUCAUCAGGAACUAGAGGAGCUUGGGGUCACUCGUAUUGGCCAUCAGGAGCUGAUCUUGGAGGCAGUGGACCUGUUGUGUGCUUUGAACUAUGGACUUGAAACCGAGAACCUCAAAACAUUAUCGCACAAACUGAACGCCUCUGCUAAAAAUCUCCAGAAUUUCAUAACUGGUCGGAGGAGGAGUGGGCACUAUGAUGGAAGGACUUCAAGAAGAUUGCCAAAUGAUUUCCUGACGUCAGUAGUGGAUCUCAUAGGUGCUGCUAAAAGUCUUCUGGCAUGGCUGGACAGAUCUCCAUUUGCUGCCGUGACAGACUAUUCUGUUACUAGAAACAAUGUGAUUCAACUCUGUCUGGAACUGACCACUAUUGUACAACAAGACUGUACUGUUUAUGAAACUGAAAACAAGAUUCUUCAUGUGUGUAAAACACUCUCGGGUGUUUGUGACCACAUUAUCUCUCUAUCUUCUGAUCCGCUGGUUUCACAAUCUGCUCACUUGGAGGUGGUUCAGCUGACAAACAUCAAACCCAGUGAAGGAUUGGGAAUGUAUAUCAAAUCAACGUAUGAUGGGCUACAUGUAAUAACUGGAACAACUGAGAAUUCUCCUGCAGAUCGGUGCAAGAAAAUCCACGCUGGGGAUGAAGUGAUUCAGGUCAAUCAUCAAACUGUGGUAGGAUGGCAGUUGAAAAACUUAGUAAAUGCACUUCGGGAAGAUCCCAAUGGGGUCAUCUUAACCUUAAAGAAACGUCCUCAGAGCAUGCUCACCUCUGCACCUGCUUUGCUUAAGAACAUGAGAUGGAAACCUCUUGCACUGCAGCCAAUUAUCCCAAAAAGUCCAACUGGUAGUGUUGCCACGCCAACCGGUACUCUCUGUACACCUACAAAACGAGAUAGUUCUGCACUUCAGGAUCUUUUCAUCCCCCCUCCUCCAUCCGAGCCAUACACUCCCAGAAGGCUGGGAGGUUCCAGUAUCUCUAGAAUUAACAGUGAUCCUUAUCCGUACACAGUAGAAUUGGUAACUCUAGUUGGUACUUGCAACCUAUUGAUAAAUGUUGUUGGGGAUGAUAAAGGGAACCUGCCCAUUGAGGAUUCCAGCAGACAUGCUUUAGGCAAACCAGUGCAUAAAGGAUCAGAGUCGCCCAAUUCUUUCCUGGAUCAGGAAUAUCGAAAACGCUUCACCGUGAUUGAAGGGGAUGCGAUGAUUGUCAGCUAUGAUUACGACACCAGCAGGUCAAGUGUGCCAGGCAGAAGAGAAAAUACCCUGACCUAUGGUAAACUAAGACCUAUUUCUAUGCCAGUGGAAUACAACUGGGCGGGAGAGCAUGAAGAUUUAAAUAGACCGAAAAGAGAUGGAAGAAGAGAAAGCUCACUGAUGAGAUACAUGAGCGACGAUAAGAUCCCUAUCAUUCAAGAGGAGUAUUUAUCUAAAAGAGACACUGGCAAGCGAUCCAGAAAGAAAAGUGACAAGUUAAGCAGUCCGAACCAUCCCAUCAGCCAUUAUGCACUGCCAACACCAGUACACCUCGAUGCUGUUCGACAGGACUCUCUGAGUACACCUCUGCCAGAAAACAACACCAUCACCCUGUAUCAUACAUUCCAGCAAUCCCUGGGGCAGAAAUCCAAAAAAAGAAACAAAGACAGAUAUGGGCCGGGAUUUUUAAAUGGGUCUGGAAGAGUCCGGAGGGCAGAUCGGGGUCAGACUGGCCGCCCACAAGGUGCCGUUACAGCAAUGAGCAGGAGAAGAAUUUCUUGUAAGGACCUUGGUCGUGGAGACUGUGAAGGCUGGUUAUGGAAGAAAAAGGAUGCCAAGAGCUACUUCUCACAAAAAUGGAAAAAGUAUUGGGUUGUAUUGAAGGAUGUCUCUCUGUACUGGUACAUGAAUGAAGAAGAUGAGAAGGCUGAAGGAUUUAUCUGCCUUUCUGAGUUCAAAAUUGAUCGAGCAAGUGAAUGUCGGAAAAAGUAUGCAUUCAAAGCAUGCCAUCCUAAGAUUAAAAGCUUCUACUUUGCAGCAGAUAAUAUGGAUGAUAUGAACAGGUGGCUGAGCAGGCUGGGCUUAGCAACAGUGGGAUAUGCAGAAAAAGAGCAGCGACUCAAACAAGAUCAAGAUUAUUGGAGUGAAAGUGAUCAAGAGGAUGCAGAUACCCCAUCAACCCCCAAGCAAGAGAGUCCACCACCUCCUUAUGAUACCUACCCCCGAGCACCUUCAGUGAACUGUGCUAGUCCAUACCUUGAACCUAAGCAUAACAGACUGUCAUCUACGGAAACCUCUCAUUCUCAUUCAUCCCAUGAAGAAUUCCGACCAGAACCUGCAGGAGGUACUGAGUCACCCGUUCGUAAACCAGGGGCUUGGGAACGGCGUUCAUGGCAAGAUCUAAUAGAAACUCCACUGACCAGCUCAGGGCUGCACUAUCUCCAGACUCUUCCUCUUGAGGAUUCUGUGUUUUGUGAAGCAGGCUUACCAACACCAGAACAUCGGAGGCAGUCAACUUUGCCAGCUCAAAGGUGCCAGAUCCAGGAUCACUAUGGACCCUUCCCAUUAGCAGAGGGUGAACGAUGGCCUGGAAUAAGUGGUGGUGGGGGUAAACCACGCAGUUUCACUCUACCUCGAGAUGGUGGUUUCAGUCAUUCCUGUCAAAACUCCACAAUCUGCGUCCCUGGAGUUCAGGCUGAAUUGGCUCAGAAACAAGAAAUUGCGGAAGAAAAGCAAGAAGAAAAUGGUAAGGAGCAUGUACAUUCCUUAACAGUUCAAAUUAAAAAAGAAACACCAUCCUAUGAUUCUCAACUGUUCGUCUAA